AUGGCGGAUUCAAAGGUGAGCAUGAAGCUGUUGAUCGACACAAAAGGCAAGCGAGUCCUGUUCGCGGAGGCCGGCAAGGACUGCGUCGACUUCCUCUUCCACAUACUCACGCUGCCGGUCGCCACCAUCAUAAGCCUCCUCAAAGCUCAAGGAAUGGUGGGAUCUUUGCCUAACCUCUUCCGCAGCUUAGAGACUCUGAACGACACCUUCAUACAACCAGACCAGAAUAAGGACACCUUUCUGAAACCCAUGUUGCCGGCCUCCACUUCCUCCUCGAUUCCGCUUCUGACGUUCACUGCUGCUCAGAAUCACAAGAAAUUUUACAGGUGCGGUAACACCAACAGCUGUCGCAGUUAUGUUUCUGAUGGCCCACGCGCCACUUGUCCAUCGUGCCAGGGGUUUAUAAGCACGACUAUGACCUAUGUGGCUCCUUCCGGCGUCCAAGUGGUGUCGGAAGGCGGCGGCUUGGUGAAGGGGGUGGUAACCUACAUGGUGAUGGAUGAUUUGGAGAUUAAGCCCAUGUCUACUAUCUCCAGCAUUACUAUGCUCAAUAGGUUUAAUGUGAAGGAGGUUGGUGCGUUAGAGGAAAGGGUUGUCACUUUAGGAAUGAAGGAGGCGGUGAAGUUGCUCAAGACUUCUCUGCAGAGCAACAAGGUUCUGACUGAUGUCUUUUUUAGUUGA
Salvia miltiorrhiza (redroot sage) is the source of this 681-nucleotide messenger RNA. RefSeq lists its product as uncharacterized. The coding region runs from base 1 to 681 and encodes 226 amino acids. The record is from RefSeq and is a predicted model, not a curated record. NCBI's taxonomy places the organism in Eukaryota, Viridiplantae, Streptophyta, Magnoliopsida, Lamiales, Lamiaceae. The transcript is spliced from 2 exons.